Acanthosepion pharaonis is the source of this 2100-nucleotide messenger RNA. Lineage: Eukaryota; Metazoa; Mollusca; Cephalopoda; Sepiida; Sepiidae. The record is from the annotation of a GenBank genome assembly.
AUGCAUUCAGAACGUCUCUUUGUUGGGCUAGUGCUUCCCUCUCUCUCUCUCUCUCUCUCUCUCUCUCUCUCUCUCUCUCUCUCUGUAAUAAUGACUCACAGGAAUAUAAGAAAAAGGUCAGAGUUAAGUCCGGGCUCAACGGAUUUGAACCAGGGAAUGUCCCUUAAUAACCAUCACGCAAUAAGAAAGAACAGGAAGUUACAGUUUGGAAAUCUGAUGCUCAUAUCAAUGCUACUGUUUCUCUUUGUUCUUUCUGUUUUAGUUUACUUUUAUUUAUUUCUUCCUUUCUCUUGUUUUUGUUCUUGUUUUUCUUCUUCCUCUUCUUCUUCUUCUUCUUCUUCUUUUACUUUAUACGUCUUCUUCGUUCUCGCCUCUUCGUUAUUCUCUUUUCUUCUUCUUCUUCUCCUUCUUCUUUUACUUUAUACGUCUUCUUCGUUCUCGCCUCUUCUUUAUUCUCUUUUCUUCUUCUUCUUCUUCUUCUUCUUCUUCUUCUUCUUUUGCUUUAUACGUCUUCUUCGUUCUCGCCUCUUCGUUAUUCUCUUUUCUUCUUCUUCUUCUUUUUCUUUUUUCUUUAUACGUUUUCUUCGUUCUUGCCUUCUUUAUUCUUUUUCUUCUUCUUCUUCUUUUUAUUUUACGUUUCGUUCUUGCUUCUUCCUUAUUCUAUUUUCUUCUUCUUCUUCUUCUUCUUCUUCUUCUUCUUCUUCUUCUUCUCCUCCUCCUUCUUCUUUUACUUUAUACGUCUUCUUCGUUCUCGCCUCUUCUUUAUUCUCUUUUUUCUUCUUCUUCUUCUUCUUCUUCUUUUUUACUUUAUACGUCUUCUUCGUUCUCGCCUCUUCUUUAUUCUCUUUUUCUUCUUCUUCUUCUUCUUCUUUUCUUUUUUACUUUAUACGUCUUCUUCGUUCUCGCCUCUUCUUUAUUCUCUUUUCUUCUUCUUCUUCUUCUUCUUUUACUUUAUACGUCUUCUUCGUUCUCGCCUCUUCUUUAUUCUCUUUUCUUCUUCUUCUUCUUCUUCUUUUACUUUAUACGUCUUCUUCGUUCUCGCCUCUUCUUUAUUCUCUUUUCUUCUUCUUCUUCUUCUUCUUCUUCUCGCUUCUUUUUUAUUCUCUUUUUCUUCUUCUUCUUCUCGCCUUCUUCUUUUAUUUAUACGUCUUUUCGUUCUCUUCUUCUUUAUUCUUCUUCUUCUUCUUCUUCUUCUUCUUUCUUUUUACUUUAUACGUCUUCUUCGUUCUCGCCUCUUCUUUAUUCUCUUUUCUUCUUCUUCUUCUUCUUUUUCUCCUUCUUCUUUUACUUUAUACGUCUUCUUCGUUCUCGCCUCUUCUUUAUUCUCUUUUCUUCUUCUUCUUCUUCUUCUUUAUACGUCUUCUUCGUUCUCGCCUCUUCUUUAUUCUCUUUUCUUCUUCUUCUUCUUCUUCUUUAUACGUCUUCUUCAUUCUCGCCUCUUCUUUAUUCUCUUUUCUUCUUCUUCUUCUUCUUCUUCUUCUUCUUCUUCUUCUUUUACUUUAUACGUCUUCUUCGUUCUCGCCUCUUCUUUAUUCUCUUUUCUUCUUCUUCUUCUCCUUCUUCUUUUACUUUAUACGUCUUCUUCGUUCUCGCCUCUUCUUUAUUCUCUUUUCUUCUUCUUCUUCUUUUACUUUAUACGUCUUCUUCGUUCUCGCCUCUUCUUUAUUCUCUUUUCUUCUUCUUCUUCUUCUUCUUUAUACGUCUUCUUCGUUCUCGCCUCUUCUUUAUUCUCUUUUCUUCUUCUUCUUCUUCUUCUUCUUUAUACGUCUUCUUCGAACUUCUCUGUGCGUGACAAUCACAGCCUUUCACACUAGACCAACCAAUCGCCUGUGUCGCAGCAAAUCUUACUCUCUACCAAAUUCCAACCAAUAUAUAUCCCCUUCACUCUCUUAUGCUCUCUCUCUCUCUCUUUCUCCUCUCUCCUUCUCCUCUUUCUUUCUCUUCUCUCUUUCUCUGGAUCUUCCUAGAUUUUUCCCAUUCUUUUCAAACAAAGCAGUUUCCCUCCUCUCCCGACAAUUGGUCCCUUCUCGUCUAAAUCAUCUAACCAUAACGCAAUUCUCUCACUGCUCGACGGAACAACGUCGCUCUAAGCGGCCAUAA